GAUUUGGCUUUACAGUAUCCAUAUGAAUAUUGGAUGGAAGUGCAUACAGGGCACCUUACAACUAGGUCGCUUCUAAACCUUACUUUACCAGGUGCGCACAAUGCCGGCAAUACACUAUUGCUGAAUCAGAACCGGAUGUACCAACCCGGAAGUCAAUGGGACGAUUUCAAGGAUUACAUUGCCGCCACCAGAGGCGCGGAUUCCGUAAGUAAAGUGACGGAAGGCCGGUUUCACAGCGCGAACCUACGGUGGAAUGUGAACCACCACGAGGGAUUUAAAGAACAGCUUAAGGGGGGUAUCAGAUACUUCCACUUAAAACUGUGUCAUCUAGGCUCACAGUCACAGACACAGCCGGAUGUGUCGGCAGAUGCCGAGGAGGGAGAGGUGCGAGAAGGACAAAUGGAAAGUGCGCGCAGGAGGCGGGUAGAAGGCAGCGAGGAUAGGGAAAGCGAGGAACAACCAGACGCCGAAAAGAAGCAGACGGGGGGUACGAAUAGCUGGUACGGUACUUUAGACACGUCCCAGAUCUACCACUGCCAUCGCGGGUACACGGGCAUGUCUCUGGUGGACAUGUUUGACAUAUUGGGCGAGUUUUUACUAUCGCAUCCGAAGGAAGCUGUUGUUCUGGGGUUCAAUGAUCUGUCGGGCUUCGAUGCAUCGCAAGAAGAGAAUCUAGCGAAGUUUAUCUCACAGCGGUUUUAUGAAAUUUUAGUUCGCGACUGGUCGCGGAUGACGAGGACUAGUCUGCAUGUGUUAUAUCAGACGGAUGAGCGUCUUGGCGUAUUCUACGGGCCACAAUUGGAGACAUACCCUCACGGUAUCAUUCCCAGUUCGGGCCACUUGCAAGAGUCGUGGGACAAAGAUAUCGGAAGCAGUGGCGAUCUGGAAGCGUAUUCCGAAUGGGUGGCCGAAGAUCUGGGCAAAUACGCUUCCCAGCAUUCUCACUUCUAUGUGACUCAGAACAAUCCAAACAAUAACGUCAACGCCACAUUUGACGCGGUUUACGAUCGCAUCACUGGAGAAACCACCUAUCAUAAAAGCGCAAGAUCCGAAGAAGCCGAUGAUCAGAAUGCGAACAGUACACUAAUCGGGUUUUCAUAUGUCAACCCAAACUCGGGGUUGCCUUAUGCAUCGCUGUAUGAAUGGGAGUAUGAGUACAUGCGCAAUCUACCGACGUUCAUGUUCCGGGAACUUUCCCAACACGAUCACAUUAUGGUGAAUGCGAUCAGCACAGAUUUUAUGCAUGCGGCGAGGACGGUUGAGUUGUGUUUGUACUUGAUGAGGAUUCAUUCAUAGUGUAGCAAUGCGGAUAUAAUCAUAGUGUAGCGGUGAUGCACAUACGGCGUACGCUUCGGGAUACAUGCAUAGUUCAUUGCUAAUGAUUUGGAUUACUGGUUGUACAGCUGUUUGUACUCGAUAAGCAUACGAUUAGAGAGCAUUACAUGCGCGAUCCGUGGCUAGACGGCUAUAAGUUAGAAGUAAUUUGGAUUGAUCUACACUGAGAUGGGUAGUCUUAGCAGCACACUGACGACACUGGAAUAGUAUAGCGAUCAUCUCAUUGGAUGCUGUAUAUAUUGCUGCGUUUUGGUUGGAAGGUGUCCGAGACCCAACACUGUCGUGCACACAGCAAUAGCCACAUGCAAGUAGAUAAUGCAUGAAAGUAGGUGUGUAUGUGUCCCGGGAAGCGGAUGUACCAGCAUGCCAAACGGAUAUAUAUAUAUAUAUAUAUAUGAGUUUGUCUGAGAAGGAGAGAUCUUGUCCCAUUACGGAAGUAUCACCUUAGAUAAGCGCGCUUCAGGAGGCUAAGGUAACGAGUCUUCGAAGGCGUACAAUCUCCGACGGUAUGUACAACCGCUUGGCCCGGCACAGCAUACAGUCAGAGAAUCAGUUGCAUCUAGCUGCAGUACUCGCUUGAUGUGAGAAUGGCAGUCCUGAAUGUCCAUACCUCAUACAAUCGCACAUUUUAGGUCUUGUUGUACCGUUGUGGCGAUUACUCCGUUGGCAUCACAUGAAAAUUGGCGCUAGGGCAGUACUGCAGUGGCGAGACCGAAUGAAUAUACAGUCUUAAAAGCAACAUUUCAUAGAUUAAAAGUUUAGAAUUAUCA
This is a messenger RNA of Sphaeroforma arctica JP610, 2105 nucleotides long. RefSeq lists its product as hypothetical. Gene Ontology annotation, biological process: lipid metabolic process. The transcript is spliced from 6 exons. NCBI's taxonomy places the organism in Eukaryota, Ichthyosporea, Ichthyophonida. Gene Ontology annotation, molecular function: phosphoric diester hydrolase activity. The record is from RefSeq and is a predicted model, not a curated record. Bases 34 to 1296 code for a protein of 420 amino acids.